Messenger RNA from Verticillium alfalfae VaMs.102, 831 nucleotides. RefSeq names its product allergen. The record is from RefSeq and is a predicted model, not a curated record. The transcript is spliced from 2 exons. NCBI's taxonomy places the organism in Eukaryota, Fungi, Ascomycota, Sordariomycetes, Glomerellales, Plectosphaerellaceae. Bases 1 to 831 code for a protein of 276 amino acids.
AUGCAGAAAGCCAAGCAAGCCGUUGCCGACUUCGUCUCCCGCGAUGGGAAGCACAAGACCACUGUCGAGGAGGAUGUUCGUCGCGAGAUUACGGAGGAGCAUGUUAUGCCUCACCGCCAUGAGAAUGUCACGACCGCGAUCGACAAGGAGGUUCACCAGGAUCAUCACCACACUACUGUGCAGCCCAUUAUGGCGAAGGAGACACUUGCCGAGAAGCACACUCACAACAUUGUCCCUGUUGAGCACAAGACGUUCGAGCAUGGCAACGACAAGGAUGUCCGGGCCAAACUUGAUGCCGACGCUGCCCAGUACAGGGACACUUCUACCACUCACGACACUACUCACUCGAGCUCGGUCAAUCCCGUGGUUGCCGGUGAGCGCAUUCAUCACCAUGUGCACGAGCACGUUCAGCCCGUGAUUCAGAAGGAGGUUAUCGCGCCCCAGGUCGUCCACACAACCAUUCCCAUUCAUGAGACCCACCAUGCCGCGGCUCAGUUUCACGGAACCUCUGUGCUCCCCCCCAAGACACUUGAGGAGCUCAACAGCAACAAGGCCGGCCUGGACGGCAAGGGACAUUCCAAGGUUGAAUAUGAUGGGUGCCCCAAGUCUUACAACAGAGACUUGCAGGUCGAGCAGGGUGAGGGCGACAGAGAUAUGCACGCCCACAGCGGCGGUCUCGGCGGAGUCCUGAGCGGUACUCGCAAGCACAAGCACACUGGCUCUGCUGAUAGUGGCGUUGGUGUUAAUCCCGACACUACUGGUCUUCGCAGCGACAAGGCGGCACUCAAGAACGAGGCCGCCCUGCGUGAGAAUGCUUCUCAGCGUGUCUAA